CGCCGCAGUCCCGGCCGGCCGAGCGAGCGACGCUUUCCGGACUUCGCUCUUCCCUCUUGGAGCUUCGGAAGGCCGCUCCCUCCCUCCCGCGACCCGUAGAAGCCCGUCCCGCGUGACCCGGAAGGAGAGGCAAACCGGAAGUGGGGAAGCUGAAGCCGGUGCCGAGGCCAGUGCGGAGUUUGGGCAGCCGGUAGCGUUUUGGGAAUAUGGAGCCGCAAAGGUGCGUCCACAGCCCCGCUGGCCAUGCCGGGAGAGAAGGGCCAAGCAAGCCGUACAAGAACGCUUACGCCCGGCUCGUGCAGAAGCACCACAGCGGCCGCUUCCGUUCCUACCUCAGCCACAUCGCUCAAAAGCUGCAGCUGGAGGAGAACCUCUUGCAGGAUUCGGACUCCACGGCGGAGCCGUCGCCGAAAAGGGCGCUCGCCAGAGAGACGCCGGCGAAGAACGGGAUGAAGCCAGCCAGGGCUCCGCCUGCGGGAUCCUUGCAAUCCAUCCAACCGGAUCUCAGGAGCUUCGAGGGGCUGCGAAGCAGCAAAGAGGACACGUCGGUCAACAGGCGGCAGCCGCCCCAUCCAGGAGAUCCCGGUGCAGGGAAGAGUGAGGAGGAGGAAGAGGAGGAGGAAAAAGAGGCAGCCGCAGAAGUGGAGCUCCCUCCUAAUCGGCCCGUAGGCUCGUUAGGCUUCUUGAAAACCAGGCCUGUAACCGGCCGGCAGGAGGCCUUGUCCAGACUGGUGGUCUCGCAGCAGCAGAAGGCCUCCGAAUCUGGAGAGAGGAACAAAGGCAGCAGCCCUUCGACUCCCGCGGAUGGAACCGGUGACUGUCUACUCGCAGGACAAGUGAGCGUGGAGCUGCCUUCGGCCAACGCCGGCUUCUUAUCGCUUCGGCCGAUGUACGAAAAGCGAGGUUCGGUCAGGCCCAGAAACAACUCUGAGUCAACCCGGCCCCCCCCAAAUGUGGACAGGAGACGACAACUUUCCGAAUCCCAGGCUGUCACUGUCAGCAGCUCGGAUUGCAAAAUGAACCUCCGACCUCAAGGAACGGCUAAAGGAGGCUCCUACGCUGCUGCCUUGACUCCGGGGGAGAGGAAGAACCGGAACAAAGGAAUGCGCGCCCGAAAGAAAAUAUUUGACACCUACAUGUCAAAGAAAGACGUCUCGGAAGGCCUGAAGAGGAAAACGCUGAUCCAGGGACCCCUAAGGAUAAACCCCAAGAAAUACCACGAUGCCUUCGUUCCUUCCCCGGAUGGCACUCAGGAUAUUUUCAUUGACGGAGUCGUCGCUCGCAACAGAGCCCUGAAUGGUGACAUCGUAGUGGUGAAGCUGCUUCCGAAGGAACAAUGGAAGGUAAACAAACCAGACGCCUGUGAGCAAGAAACCGAAGCCCCUCCAAGCUCAGAGGACCCUUCGCGUUCACCAGGCGCUUCGGUCCUUCCCAGUCCGGGCAAAGCGGGUGCCAGCGGCCCAGAUGCCAUGACGGAGGCUCAAUUGGAUGAGAGAAGCCAAGAAGAGCAGGCAAGAGAACCGAAGCCGAUAAGAGCACACAAGGGAACUGAGCAGAAGCUGUCCGUGGGGGCUGGUGAAAAAGGAAAAGAUCUGGAAACUUGCAUUGUCGGCGCUACAAAACCGGAAGAGACGGAGCAGAAUGUUCAAAAGACUGCAAAGGUGGUCUACAUAUUGGAGAAGAAGCAUUCCAGGACAGCCAUGGGCUUCAUCCGUCUCUUGACCGAUCGCAACAGUGAGUUGUUCCGGAAGUAUGCCAUGUUCUCGCCGGCCGACCACCGAGUGCCUCGCACCUACGUGGCCUUGGCCGACUGCCCUCCUGAUUUUGCCACGCGCCCCGAGGACUACUCCAGCAUUCUUUUCAUCUGUCGCAUUGUGGAUUGGCGGGAAGAUAGCAACUUUGCCCUUGGGCAAUUGGCCCAAAGCCUCGGACGGGCCGGUGAAAUUGAUCCGGAAACAGAAGGUAUCCUGGCAGAAUAUGGGGUGGACACCUCGGAUUUCUCCCCGGACGUCCUGCAGUGCCUUCCCCAGAACCUUCCGUGGGUCAUCCCGUCCGAUGAAUUUGCCAGGAGGAGAGAUUUAAGGAAAGAAUGCAUCUUCACCAUUGAUCCAUCUACUGCCAAGGAUCUGGACGAUGCGCUGUCUUGCAAGCCGCUCCCAGAUGGUAACUUCGAAGUUGGGGUUCACAUUGCGGACGUGAGUUAUUUCGUCCCGGAAGGCACCGCCUUGGAUGACGUCGCGAGCAAGAGAGCCACAAGUGUUUACCUGGUGCAAAAGGUGAUCCCGAUGCUCCCCCCAUUGCUGUGUGAGGAACUCUGCAGCCUUAAUCCCAUGACAGCAAGGUUGACCUUCUCCGUCGUUUGGAAGCUGUCUCCACAAGGAAAAAUCCUCGACGAAUGGUUCGGGCGGACCGUGAUCCGAUCCUGCGCGAAGCUCAGCUAUGACCAUGCUCAGAGCAUGAUUGAGAAUCCGGAAAGGGUCUUUGGGGCAGAGGAGCUGCCCCCCAUCUCCUCCUGCCACCCCGUGGCUGAGAUCCACCAAGCCGUCCAGAACCUCCACCAGAUCGCCAAGCAGCUGCGUCAACAGCGCUUCGUGGACGGGGCUCUUCGCUUGGACCAGAUGAAACUUUCGUUUACUUUGGACAAAGAAACCGGGAUGCCACAAGGAUGUUACAGCUAUCAGUACCGGGACAGCAACAAGCUGGUAGAAGAAUUUAUGCUGCUGGCCAACAUGGCGGUGGCCCGUCGGAUUUACCGCUCCUUCCCCACCCAAGCCCUCCUGCGCCGGCACCCUCCACCGCAGAGCAAGAUGCUCCACGACCUCAUGGCCUUCUGCAACCAGAUGGGCCUGGAGAUCGACUGCAGCAGUGCCGGGGCCUUGCACAAAAGCCUGAAUGAAACCUUUGGGAAUGACCAGUACAGCGAUGCGCGGAAGGAGGUGCUAACCAACAUGUUCUCCCGUCCCAUGCAGAUGGCCGUCUAUUUCUGCACCGGCGUCCUGAAGGACGAGAACCUCUUCCGCCACUACGCCCUCAACGUGCCUCUCUACACCCACUUCACGUCGCCCAUCCGCCGGUUUCCGGACAUUGUGGUGCACCGGCUACUCUCGGCUUCGUUGGGGCUGGGUCCUGCCCCACAGAUGGAGAAGGCUGAGAUGCAGAAGAAAGCGGAGCAUUGCAACGACCGGAAAAUGGCUGCCAAGCGAGUGCAGGAACUGAGCGUCGAUCUCUUCUUUGCCGUGUUUGUCAAGGAGUGUGGACCGCUGGAGUCGGAGGCCAUGGUGAUGGGCAUCCUGAGCGAGGCCUUUGAUGUCCUGGUGCUGCGAUUCGGAGUCCAGAAGCGCAUUUAUUGCAACGCUCUGCCGUUGGUGGGAUUCCAGUUUCAAAAAGUGGGGAAAAAGCCACAGUUGUCGCUGGUGUGGGAACCGCAGAGCGCCGAGCAGGACGCCCCGCGACAGGUCAUCUCCAUAUUCGCCUUGGUGGACGUGGUUCUGCGGGCCGACAACGGGGCCACGAAGUACAGCGCGGUGCUGAAGAGGCCCGGCGGUAGAGAAUGACCAGGCUUCCGGUCAUGAAUCCUGCCUAUUUACCUAAAAAAAAAACCCUCUAAUAUUGGCAGAUAUUCCGAACUGACCCCCUGGGAAAAGAACCGAGACUUAUUUUAAUUUUAAUUUUAAUUUGGGCAGAUGUUGUUUCUUUAAUACCGGGGUGUUGUUUUUUUUUAACGAGAGCCGAGGGCAAAGCCAAGACGGCGGCCGCAGCCCUGCAAGCCUCAUGGCCCACAUUAAAUGAUAGGGCUUUGCUUGCAGACCGUAGCCGCCAUCUUGACUUUUUUGACCUUCUCGGUGUGGGCUCCCUUGGUUUUUACUCAAGCUGGUUGGCAAGUCCGCUUCCAGCACGGAGUCAUGAAUACUUUGGAAGUGUGAACCAUCAAUCUUUCCAUCUUCUUAGAUGAAUUGGGGUCUGGGUGGGCAUUUGAGCAGAGCACCUCCCCUGUUGUAUCUGGUCCGCGGGCGAGGUGGGGGGGCCCGCUUCCACCGUGGUGUAAAUCGUCUCUUACUCAGCCUUGGAGGCUCAUGUUUCCCAUGUGUGUGUGGCUCUCAUCCCUGGCUCCUGCAGCCACUGGCUAAACCGGAAGAUUCUCCAUUGCGGUAGGAAAAGAAGUCGCGACAUCUGUGAUGGAGUUGCGUUGCUCUUUUUUUUUCCAAUUCCACUUCUCCGCCUCUCGCAAAGCUGCAACUGAAAUCAAUUUUGUGUGUGUGUAUGUGUGUGUUCUAACAACCUCUUCGUCCGGCUACAUGAGUUUGGAGAGUCUGAGCAGCGCUCUGUAAGGAAGACACUGCCUCCUCUUCGCUCCCCCCACCCCCCCAAAUUCAGAUAAAGAAAAACUGGAAAAACUACAGUGAAAUAAAUUC
Molecule: messenger RNA, 4412 nt
Organism: Ahaetulla prasina
Lineage: Eukaryota; Metazoa; Chordata; Lepidosauria; Squamata; Colubridae
Gene: DIS3L2
Product: DIS3 like 3'-5' exoribonuclease 2
Exons: 22
Coding region: 207-3554 (1115 amino acids)
Biological process (GO): miRNA catabolic process
Cellular component (GO): exosome (RNase complex); P-body
Molecular function (GO): 3'-5'-RNA exonuclease activity; RNA binding
Source: RefSeq, a predicted model, not a curated record